AUGAAAUAUCUUUGCGUAACUGGGUCUCUGGAACAGGGUUUAUUCACUGAUCAGGAGAACCUCCUCCCGGUACUCACAGCCUGUUGUGGGGAGUUUAUUAAGAUGGAAUGCUAAUUAGCGAAAAUGAAGGCAUGAUAGUCCUUGCACGUUACUUAAAUAAGCAAAUGAGAAGAAUUAAAUUCUUCUAUGAUCUUAUCAUAUAUUGUUCUAUAACUCUGUAAUUGUUCUGCUAGUUUUCUGCUAUUUCUUGCUUUUUUCUGUUUGUUGUAGUCGUUCUCAUGGUAAUGUCCAUUUUCUAGGCUACUAAUAAAUGAGAUGCUUUCUUACUCUCAGUGCUUAUGACUUAAUUUGUCAGUUUUUAAGAUUUACCUUGUUUAUCUAUUAAUCUUUUUUAUCUCCCCGUCACGUUUCCUUUUUUUGUUUCUCUUACAUGUACUUUUGUAGUUCUAUUUCUUCAUAUGAACAUCCAGCUAAUCAAAAUUAAGACAAGGAUCUAUUCAAGGUUGUUCUCCAUCUACUUGUCAGGUUGUUGUGAGGCUGAUUUCCGUUUAAAAAGAUGUUGUUCAACUCCCUGGAUUUUCUCCCCCCGGCUCUAACCCUACCCCACAUUUAUGCAAUGACCCCUCAUAAGGAUGAUUAUAAUGAUGAUUGUUGUGAUCGUAAAGUGUUGUAUUAUUUGCUUUUGUUUUGGCAUAUUACUUAAUGUUAGGUUACAAGCUGUAUAAUUCUGUUUUUACCUAAAUGAGACGUAUCCAUUUAAAUGUUCUGAACAGUAUUCUAUAUUUUCUCCUGCUAUGCGUAAGUUCAUCUCUUGGAAAAGAGCUAUUUGAUUUGGAGAAUAUUGUAGAACCAAAGUGGGGCUUUUGUAUUAUCUCGUUUCUUUUCUUUCUCAGGUUUUGCUUUGCGUGCAUUGAUAACUGGGCCACUAUCACAAAUCUCUGUCCGAUUUGCAAGAAUGAGUUUCAACUCAUCACAUGUUUGCCUGUAAGUGAUUUUCGUAUCAUAAAUCACUCCUAGAAAAUAAUCUUAGAUACAUAUUUAGGUUCACAAAUUAUGUUUCCUAAGUACACAAAACCCCAACAUGAAUGCCAGUACCAUGAGUGGAGAAGUCUUCUUCUUAAGUCUAUAUUAAUGUAGAGUCCCCCAUUCCUGCUUUUGAAAUUUCAUUGAGAAAUCUGGUUCCAGUAUCUAUUCAUUCAUAAUUCAGAGCCCGGAAAACUCAAUAGUUUCUUUUUACCAACUGAAGGUUUAUGAUACAAUUGGAAAUGCCAAGGUUGAUGAACAGUCACUUUCCAGGUAAAUCUAUUGGCUUUUUUUCUGCGUAUGCCAAUUAAUAUUUUGAUUCUUAUGCUAUCCUGAAUUAUCUGUAUAGUUUAGGGUCGAAUUUGGCUAUGUCAUUUCCUUUGAAUUGGAUGCCUCUAGUUUGAGUUUGAAUGGUUAUGCCCACUAUGUCAUUUUGAUAGAGGACGUUAUGUGAAACUUCCAAGUCACAUGAAAAUUGGACAUUAUGAGUUCGAGCAAUAUGGUGCAAAACUUACUGAUGAUAAAAUGCUAAGAUACAAAAUAGGUAUUACCAUGUUUAAGUUGCAGCCUAGUCAACACAAUAGUUUCUGCAUGUCAUUAGGUAUCUUCAAGAGCAAGAUAAAGUGAGUUGGCAGAUCUAAUAAGAUUGGUAUAUAUAUAUAUAUAUAUAUAUAUAUAUAUAUAUAUAUAUAUAUAUAGAUAGAUAGAUAGAUAGAUGGAUAUCUUUUGAUGCACCUGUGAAAUCAAUAUUUUCUAAAAAGUAUAUUGUUUGACUUUCACGUAAAUACUCAACUUCUAAGACUUGUUUACUCAGGUCCUAAGCUGAUUCCACAUUUGGGGGAUGAAUGAUAGCAUAAAGAUAGUUCUCUUGUACAAAAGAUACUGAGUGAUUAACUUAUUUCUCCAGGACUUGGUUUUUCAUGUUUCAAGCUGAUCCCGAUCGAUGGUUAAUGCUUGAUGAUGAUAGUGUGCUCCCUCUGUAUUGCUGAUGUGAAGGGAGAUGAAGCAGUUAAUCUUUAUAAUAUCUUUAUUUCAAGUUGUUGAAGUAGUUUUUUUCUCAGAUGAUAUCGUUGAGAUAUAAUUCUAAUUUUGAAUCAGAUUAACGGUUAUGUUUCUGUUGGAAAUGCCUUUCAAAAUUGUGGAGAACAAAUUGCUGUUCACUGAUAAUCAUCUGCCAUAGCGGGCAGUAUCUGAAUUGCAUUCCAUAGGAUCAUGGACCAAAUUGUUAGGAUUUGUUGGCCCACCCUUUAUAUUAAUAAUCUGGACCAUACUGACCAAGAGAAACAAGUAUGUUGUUGCGCAUGUACUUCCCGAGAGAAACAAAUGGAUGGGCGUGUGCUAGGAUCAAAGUUGGUUCGUCCGUUUCUUUGUGAGGAAGGGGAUAACUCUGCAAUUGUAUGUUUUUUUAUAUGAUAGAACUGUUACCAACUUUAAGAGAAUUUUUGAGAAAGUUUAUUAUUUUAUGCUUGCCAAAUUCCCAGUCAAUGGAGAAUAUCAUCUCAACAUGUGGUAAACUAGUCUUUCAGUUUCUUUCUUCCUAAUAUACUGUUUUUUCCCCUUCUCAGGGAUGACGACUGGUACAUUCAGGGGAAGUGCAACACUCUUUCCUUUCCUUCAUAUUAUAUCAACGAAGAUGUAAUGAACUUUAAUAUUUUUCUAUGCAUUUUUUUGUACAUAUUGUUCGGAUCUCAUACAUUUGUAUCUUGUAGGCAGUUGUAUGUUUGGAUGGGGAUGGUUGCAAAAUAAGAAACAAAUUGCCAACUGAAGAAGAUUUAAAUCUUGAUACAUCAAUUGCUUGUGAUUCAUGUGACAUCUGGUACAUGCUUCCCCUUGCUUGUAAAUUAAUGUAAAAAGUGAACUAAAAAAUCCUUAUGAUUACUUUUCUUUCCGGCUUUCUCUCGCUCUUUCAUAUUAAUCCAGGGUAACCUAUUGCUACCCUUGUAUGUGAAUUAAAGUGAUAUAUUAUGCUACAUGAGAGCACACGUGUAGAUAUUCUAUGGAUCUCACUUAGCUUAGGGUACAUGACUUAAUGCAUUGGCGGAAAUCAGUGUUGCCAACCGCAGUUAAUUGCACUUUGUGGAUAAUCUCGAUGAAGAAUUAGAAUACCAUGGUUGGUCUUCUAAAAUCCUUGGACGAAAUGAUGCAUGCAGAUGUACCCUACAAAUGUAUGAAGAGCAAAUGCAGGCUUCACAUAUUUCCAGUGCUAUUCUUACAACUAUUGGUGUUGGGUGGAGUUGAGAGCUUGAUAACUUGGGAAAAUAAUCCGAUUAUGACUAACUGGGCCAAUCCAUCACCUUUAGAAACACUGGAUCGAAUCCAUACGAUCUUCUUUAAAAACUUAUUUAUCAACAAUGAACUAUUUUGGGUAUAUUGAACCAAUUUAUCCACGUCAUGAGGCAUAUUACAAAAAAUAGUUCCCUAUGACUUUAUUAUAUUGAUACUAUGCAUACAGUAAACUAACUUUUCCCCCCUUAUUGUACAUUAUUUUUUUUUUACAUUACAUUAUGCAUUGUGUGUUUAACAUCUUUGCUUGGAAGUAUAUUAACUGCUUCUGUUUUGACGUCGAUUCAGGUACCAUGCUUUUUGUGUUGGAUUUGAUCCUGAAGGUACGUCCCAUAGCUCAUGGCUCUGUCCAAGGUAAUAUUUAACUCUGCUGGGGAAUCAUGCGUAAAAUCACAUAGUUGCUGCAUAUCAACUAAAUAGAGGAAGAAAACCUUCUCUAACUUUUCUUUCUUUAUUGUAGAUGCAAAAACAACGGUUUACGACAAAGGUUAGAAGACAUUUCUGAACAAAAUCUGUUCAGUGAUCAUGAUCAGAGAAAUUCGUGCAGUCUUCAGUCAGUUGGUUCAGUUUUUUCGGGAAAGGUUUCGAUAUCUAUUGCUGAUGCUGGUGAGACAGCUGUUGUUGUCUCGAUGGUUGAAGGAAAGCAGUCUACAAGUAGUGAAGAAGACCUCUUGGAGAGUGAGACUAAUGUCAACGCAUGUACAGAAGAGGAGGCCUUGAUGACAAAUGUCUCCUCUUGUGCUACUGAUUUUGAGCAGUGCAAGUAUAGAAAUCUUGUUGAUACAGAUGAUGAUCAAUGGUUGACCAGAAAUGCUGCAGGAAAUCAGAGCCGUUCUGAAUUCUCAUUGGAAGUUGCUUCUGAUAAGGCCAUUUCUUCGGACAGUUUAGUGCAGGAAAACUUUUUUGGCUCACUAACGUCGCUGGAGGCAUCAUCAGACGGAGAUAUCAUCCACCAUAAUAAUGGUGAGCCAGGGACACCAUUUCCAUUUUCUAUGUCAGAAGGUAUUUUUUCUUUUCCUUGUGAUCCAUUGGCUUCAGUUGGCUGAAUACCUUAUGACCCACACAGAUUUUGGUCGGGGAGGCUUUCUGUUUUCCUUUUUUUUUUAAUCUCCACUGGAAGUGACCUCUCGACGUCAAGUUGGAGAACGAAUGAUGUGACAUUCUCAUCAUACAUUGGUAUCUUGUCUCACCUGAUACUUUUCUACAAUUGUUUUGGUGACACAGCAGUUUUGGACAAGGCUGAGGCUCAGCUUGGUGGUGAUAGCACCCAGCCUUCCAAUAAUGUUUUCUCUUUAUCAGGUAUAAACUAAUUACGGAUGCAUGUCUCCCGGUUGCCCAUUUUCUUGGCUAUUUUUCUUUUCGAUAGUGACAGUUGGACAGAGGUAGUAACGUUAGUGUCUUGUUGCGAAUGACUGUGACAUUUAGACUUCAUCUCUUUUGUAACUUUCAGUGGACGAAUUUGUGAAGAAUGAUAGUGGGAAUGUUGCUGAUCUUGUUGAUCAAGAGAAUUCUGAAAGAAAAGAUUUCAUCAGAAAGGAUUUUGAGAUUCCUAUAUCGUCGCUGAUGUAAGAAGCUACCUGUCGUUGUAAAUAUGUCUGACAACUGUUUAUUACUUGGCUAUACUUGUUUAUUUUUGGUAGUCAGUUGAAUAUAAGCUUUUUUACAAGUGAAAUCCUCUAAAGUAAAAUCAUUGACAUGAUUUCUCCAAAAUAUGAAUUUCCAUGUUGGAAUCUGUCUUGGUGCUGCAUUUGCAACCUGUAUCAAUCUUGUUCGGACAUCCAAAAUGCUUGUCUAUUCUUACUUUCUUUUCAAUUUGAUUCUGUCUCAGGAAUGAUUCUAACAAGAGUGACCAAUUCAAGAAGAGAGAAAGGGACGCCCAUGCCAAUGCAGCAACUGACGUUUGCAGAGAAAUUGAUGGCUUCGAUGAGAAAUGUAACAUGUUGCCCCAAAGACGUCGGAUCGAUCCGUGCUUUGCAAUGGAUCCAAGAGAGUGGUCUGAUCUGGCAUCAUCGUCUAAAGAUUUAGAGUCAGAUCAAGUUUCGGGAAAGGAAGAUGGCACGUCAGAUAUUAUGAGCAUCGUCCAGGACACUGGGUGUAAAUCCUCUAUCACUCAGUCAUCGAGCACUGAUGGGAGACAUCGUGGGGUUGGUUUAAGAGUGAAAAAGAUAUUGUGGAGAUCUGGACAUGACAAUGAAUCAUCAGUAUUAGUUCAGAAACUGCGAAAUGAGAUAAGAGAGAGAGUAUGUGAUAAAGAUAUAUCAGAUAUCAGCAGAAUUGUAGCUUUUGAUGGGAAGCUUCUUUCUGCAUUUCGUGCUGCAAUAGCAAGACCGGAAAAUAAGACCGUUAGUAAAGUUGAUCCUCCAUCUGUAAGAGCCAAGAAUAUUUUAUUGCAGAAAGGAAAGGUACGGGAAAAUCUAACCAAGAAAGUAUACGCAACUACCAGCGGAAGGCGAAGACGUGCAUGGGACCGAGAUCGGGCAGUGGAAUUUUGGAAGCAUCGUUGCCUCAGCAGUGAACCAGAAAAAGUAAGAACCUUACAGUCUGUCCUUGACCUCCUCAAAAAAGUUAAGUCUCCACUCGUGCAUCCUGAAAUAGAACAAGGCCCUGAAACGCAGGCUUCUAAUUCCUUACUUUCAAGACUAUAUUUGGCAGACACAUCUGUCCUGCCUAGGACGGAUGACAUAAAGCCUCUCUCUGUUCUUGCUGAUGACAAGACGGUUGGUGGAAUUGCUUCUAAAUAUUCAGCAGAAGCCAAUUCACAGAAUAAAAGAGUGAAGAUUGAUGACCCAAGUUUCAAGGGUGAAAAUACUUGGAGAAAGGAGCAGUCUUAUGGAGUGAAGAAUGGAGUGCAGUCCUCUAUUUAUGGAUCGAGAAAUGCCAAAAAGAGCAAUGAAUUGUCAAAGGAACCUCUUGCAAAUUCUGCAUCUUCUAAAAGUGAUAAGAGGCAAUGGGCACUAGAGAUUCUUGCCAGAAAGAGUUCCUUGUCAAACACGGGGAUGCCUCAGAGUGGAGAAGAAGAUCAUCAUUUGCUUAAGGGAAAUUAUCCACUACUAGUAUGUUGACACAAUCGGAUUUGUUUAAGCGAGUUGUUUAACUAUUCUAGUUAUUGAACUUCUCUCAUCCUUACUGAUGUCGUAACCCCCUAAUAUAUUGGUGGGGCCAGGCACAGCUUCCAAAGGAGAUGAGACCAGUGCCUGUAUCCUGUAGCCACAACAAAAUUCCUAUGCCGGUUAGGCAGGUACAUAUUUGUCUCUUUUCUCUUCAGAUACGUUUUCCGGUCUGUGUUACGAUAGUUUGCAGUUGACUUGUGUGAUAGGCUUGCUUUUAGAUUUCGUUGCUCAGCAUGCUAGUUUUUAGUAAAAUUCACCUGUGCAGUUAGUCUCAGUGAACUUGGAUGUUUAAAAAUUUAUUGUUUCACCUCGGCGAACUUGGAAGUUUCAAAUUGCUUCAAAAUGGUUUUCAACUCGAAGUUUGAAUAAUGUGUCAUGUUUUCUUUCCUAUCUGCUGCAUAUUUUUCUUUCAGGUCUGUUCUGAUAUGAUGCAUAGAAUAGUCCUAGAUCAUAAAACUGCAUCAUACAGGAGAACGAAUUCCCUGUUUAAGGGAAGAUUGAUGACGAGAUUCUAAAAGCUGUAGUUUUGCUACAGAUGCUUUCAUUGCACAUUAUCGUGUAUUUUUUGACUUGGCUUUCAUAUCCCUGCCUUGAGUAACUGUUGGUUGAGGUUGCUCAAACAAGGAGGAAAUCUUGGCUUUGAUGUCAGUAAUUAUCCAUCUGCAGAAAGCUCCAUUUCUCUUAGAACGUGGAGCCGAUCCUUGGCAAAUCUUGAAUGCUUCGGCUCUGCAUAAAACUUCCAUUUUUCAUAUUUCUCAAGGAUAGUAUGGCCGAUAAGUACUCCAAGGCUCAACAAAUGACUGAGCAAAUCCCUUCGAGAACUACUAGAUAUUGAGUGUUCUAGUAUCUAUAGUUGAUUACUUAAUAGCCCUGUGUUUUAUAAAAAAAAUAAAAUUCUGUGCCAGGCACAAGUAUAUCGCCUCGCUGAACACUUUUUAAAGAGAGCUGGUGUGCCUGGGAUCCACAGAACAGCCGAGGUAGAGCUAGCCGUGGCUGAUGCGGUAAACAUAGAGAAGGAAGCCUGCGAACGGUCCAAAAGCAAGCUGGUCUACGUGAAUCUUUGCUCUCAGCAUACAAUCCACAGCACGGCCCCAAGAGCGGAGGUCGCUGAUCUGACUGCGAGUCCCGCUGAAAUGGUGCCCAAUAGAGAAGCGACGCGCCCUCCAUCGACAGAUGACAGCGUGGAAGAAACCUUGAGACUGGCUGGCCUUCUGUCUGAUUCCCCGCCAAGUAGUCCUCCCAAUGGUGAAGAAGAUGAAGACCUUGGGAGCAUAUCCGCUCCAAAUCCUCACCCCGAUUCAGAUCUGAAAGGUGACCCACGUGCGGAAGAUUUGGGCUCAGAAGCGAAGUCAGUGCUCUCCAGUUCCUCGGAUGCAGUGGAUGGCACGAUGGAACAGCCCAGCCCUGGGAAGGACCAGGUAGUAACUGAUCUCUGUGAGUCCAGGGCCCCUGAGCCAGAUUCGUCCGUCUCUCCCAAGCACCUGCACGGUGAUGAUGAUGCUGCUGCUGAUCCCUGCACCCCUGCUCCAUUGAAGCCUAGUAAUGAUACUUGUCAGCCCGAAAUGGACCCAUUGGAAAGCCAAAGAAAUGAAGAACCUUCCUCGCAUGGUUCAGAGAUGGAAGCAGCGUCUGGAAGCUUGACUCCUGCUGACAACACAGCUGACAGAUCGAGAAAUGAAGCUGCUGUUUCUGGGUGUGAAAGGAGCAGACUCCCCAUGGGCCAUGAAUCGACCGGAAGGGGAAGCUCUUCAAGCCAUUUUCUGCCGACUGAACCCAUUACAGCUGAGGAAGUUAGCAGCGAUCUCCCAGGCUCGAGUGAUUCCGUCUUAAAGAAGGUGCUGACGCCGCUUCCCCUUCUGGAACAGAUUUCUCCCUCUUUUCCUCUGGCCCUAUUGACUCGGUGCCGCCGCUGCAGGUGGAGGCCUACAUCAAAGAGCACGUCAGGCCGCUCUGCAAGAGCGGCGUCAUCACGGUGGAGCAGUACAGAUGGGCGGUCGGCAGGGCCACGGACAAGGUGAUGAGGUUCCAUUCCAAGGCCAAGAACGCGAGCUUCCUCAUCAAAGAAGGCGACAAGGUCAAGAAGCUCGCUGAGGAAUACGUUGCGGCGUCUCAGAGGAAGGAAUGGAAGCCCCGGCCGCCCACCGAAGGAGUUUGA
This is a messenger RNA of Spirodela intermedia, 8571 nucleotides long. The record is from the annotation of a GenBank genome assembly. Lineage: Eukaryota; Viridiplantae; Streptophyta; Magnoliopsida; Alismatales; Araceae.